Messenger RNA from Nematolebias whitei (Rio pearlfish), 823 nucleotides. RefSeq names its product ribonuclease, RNase K b (gene rnasekb). The coding region runs from base 189 to 494 and encodes 101 amino acids. Gene Ontology annotation, molecular function: RNA endonuclease activity. The record is from RefSeq and is a predicted model, not a curated record. The transcript has 3 exons. NCBI's taxonomy places the organism in Eukaryota, Metazoa, Chordata, Actinopteri, Cyprinodontiformes, Rivulidae.
GUAGGUGGCGGUAAUGCACCUUACAGUUGGUCUGCCAACCGCCAUAAAACAAUACUAGAAGAAGAAGAAGAAAAGCCGAGCGGCCGGGAUCAGCUGACUGCGGUGUUCGGUCGGUUGAUGGGUCGUGUUUGAGUUGUUUAGAAAACUAAACGAACAAACAUCAUCUUUUCUUACCGGUGAGCUCGGACAUGCCGUCGCUUCUGUUCUGCGGGCCGAAGAUGGCCGCCUGCGGGAUGGUGAUCAGCAUCUGGGGGGUCAUCAUGCUGGUCAUGUUGGGGAUCUUCUUCAGCGCCAAGUCAGCCGUCCUGAUUGAAGACGUCCCGUUCACCGAGGAGGACAUCCGGAGCGACGAGAACCCCCCCGGGAAGAUCUACAGCCUCUACAACCAGGUGGGCAUCAACUGCUUCAUCGCCGCCGCCGUCUACAUGGCGGUGGGCGCCAUCUCGCUCUGCCAGGUGCGGCUCAACAAGCGUCAGGAGUACAUGGUGACAUAAGGAGCGGCGGCGCCUCGGCCUGACCUCUGACCCCAACGACCCGACCCAACACGCUCCUUACCCCGCGGUCCCAUCUGAGCUCUGAUUGGCCGCACGUUCAGAGGGGGUGUGGUCAGGCAGUUAUUUAUUUUGGAUUGAAAUGUGUUUGUUUGUUUGUUUGUUGUUGAGCCCAAACUUUGACCUGGUUUGAUUCCAGACGUCAGGUUCAUGUCUUGAUUUAAAUUAAGUCGUCGGCUGAGCGGAGGAAAGAACACCUGACCUCUCAGACGUCCUCCGUGGUUCUGAUCCGGUCCAGAUGUGUUCCAGUCUGUCUGAUCGUUUUCAAUAAA